This is a messenger RNA of Vollenhovia emeryi, 825 nucleotides long. RefSeq lists its product as uncharacterized. NCBI's taxonomy places the organism in Eukaryota, Metazoa, Arthropoda, Insecta, Hymenoptera, Formicidae. The transcript has a single exon. The record is from RefSeq and is a predicted model, not a curated record. Bases 1 to 825 code for a protein of 274 amino acids.
AUGUAUAGGCAAAUUUUGGUUCAUAGCGACCAUACGCCCUUUCAGACGAUCUAUUGGAGGGAAGGCCCUGAUCAGCCCUUGAAGACAUACGAAUUGUUGACGCUGACUUACGGGACAAAGCCUGCGUCAUACAUAGCCGUCAAGUGUGUGCAGCAAUUAGCCAAGGAGGAAGGUAAGGAAUUUCCGUUAGCAGCCAAGGUCUUGAUGGAAGAUCUGUAUAUGGACGAUCUCUUGACCGGCGCUGAAACCGUGGAGGAAUUGGCGUCCCUAAAGGAGCAGCUAGAGGCGUUGCUGAGUUUAGGCGGGUUCGCGCUGCAUAAGUGGAACAGCAACGUAGGGAAUCUGGGUGAGAAAAAGGCGUUCGAUUUGGGUAGCAUAUUCAAGUCCGAACAGGAACGCGAAACAAAAUUACUGGGAAUAGGCUGGUCUCCGAUCACGGACACGUUGCAUUUCAUGGCGGCAAAACAGCAGAAAAAAGGGCGAGUUACUAAAAGAGCAAUAUUGUCGGAAAUAGCUGGAUUGUUUGAUCCUUUAGGCAUAAUAGGUCCAGUUAUCACGUCCGCGAAGAUUUUAAUGCAAGAGUUAUGGAUCUGUAAAGUGGGAUGGGACGAUUCCGUGCCACUGAACGUUCAGAAUUCUUGGUUAGCAUUCAGGUCACAGCUGUCCGACUUACAUUCAACGAAAAUACCUAGACUGAUAGGCGCGAUGGAUGUACACAAAACGAGUUUGCACGGAUUCAGUGACGCGAGCGAAAAGGCGUACGGGGCGUGCAUAUACAUAUAUGGUGUGCGAGAAUUCCAAAUCGAGACAUUAGUUCCAAGUUAG